UCCGCGGGGCUUGCAGAGCUGGGAGCGGGCGCCCAGAGCCGCUGGCCACGGGGGGACCCUGCAGAGGCGGGACUUGCCCCGAUGCCCAGUGAAGGCGCCCGGCGGCAGCAGCAGUAGCAGCAGCAGCGGCGGACGGGGCAGAAGCGGGGCAGGAGGAUGCCGGCGGCUGCGGGCGACGGGCUGCUGAGCGAGCCGCCGGCGGCGGGCUUCGGCGAUGGCGGGGAGCCGCGGAAGCCGCCCCUGGGCUCGGAGGGAAGUUUCCUGGCCGCCUGGGUCAGCGCAGCGGGCGCGCGGGAGCGGCUCCGCGAUUUCCAGCACACCAAGCGCGUCGGCAACUACCUGAUCGGCAGGAAGCUGGGAGAGGGGUCCUUCGCCAAAGUGCGGGAGGGGCUGCACGUGGUGACCGGCGAGAAGGUGGCAGUGAAAGUUAUUGACAAGAAGAGAGCCAAGAAGGAUACCUACGUCACCAAGAAUCUGAGACGUGAGGGGCAGAUCCAGCAAAUGAUCCGACAUCCCAACAUAGCUCAGCUGCUGGAUAUAUUGGAAACUGAAAACAGCUACUACCUUGUCAUGGAGCUGUGUCCUGGGGGCAAUCUAAUGCACAGGAUCUAUGAGAAAAAAAGACUGGAAGAGCAUGAAGCACGCAAAUAUAUCAGGCAGCUUAUUCUAGCAGUGGAGCAUCUUCAUCGGGCCGGGGUGGUUCACAGAGACUUGAAGAUAGAAAAUCUGUUGCUAGAUGAAGACAACAAUAUCAAGCUUAUUGACUUUGGCUUGAGCAACUGUGCGGGUAUCUUGGGUUACUCUGAUCCAUUCAGCACACAGUGUGGCAGCCCUGCCUAUGCAGCUCCAGAACUUCUUGCAAGGAAAAAAUAUGGUCCCAAAAUAGACGUUUGGUCCAUUGGAGUGAAUAUGUAUGCUAUGUUGACUGGGACUUUACCUUUCACUGUGGAGCCAUUCAGUCUGAGAGCUUUGUACCAGAAAAUGGUAGACAAAGAAAUGAAUCCUUUCCCUGCCCAACUCUCCACAGCGGCCAUAAACCUUCUACAAUCUCUGCUAGAGCCAGAUCCUGCAAAGAGACCAAACAUCCAGCAAGCUUUAGCAAAUCGUUGGCUUAAUGAGAAUUACCCUGGGAAAGCACCGCAUAAUGUCACGUAUCCAAACAGAAUUCACCUAGAAGACCUCAGCCAAAGUGUGCUGCUCCAUAUGACUGAAAAGCUGGGCUACAAGAACAGCGAUGUGAUCAACACUGUCCUCUCUAAUCGGGCAAGCAACACUCUCGCCAUCUACUUUCUACUUAAUAAGAAACUAGAGCGCUAUUUGACAGGCCUGAGAAAGUCAGAUGUCCAUGAUAAUGUUUGCUACAGGAACCAGCUAUACCAGAUAGAAAAAUACAAGGUGAACCAAGAUGCCUAUGAGGACAAAAAGCAAAAAGAACAAGAAAAGAAAGGGGAGCUUCUCCACCGCCCAAUCCCAAAGAAAAUAGAGAAAAAUUCACCUUCUUACAGACAGCCCUCCUCCUGCCUUAUCGCACAGAUACAGAACCCCAAGGCACUGCUGAAAGAGAGAAAAAUCACCAAGACUGGUGUUCCUGAGAAAGAUUCUACUGGUGGUUUAAGCCCUUAUCACGAGCCCAUGGCAACCAAGACCGGUUGUGUCACUUCCUGUUCUCUGGAAUAUCUUGAAAUCCAGCCACCUCUUCCAAGGACACCUAGACUCCUUAAGAGGCAAGAUUCUCCUCAGCAAGAGUCUGCAAGCAUCAGAAGUCAGACAAAGGAUGCUCCUUUGAUCCUAAAUAUUGUGCAUUCCUUUGAAUCUGUUGAUAGAGAGGACCAAAUAGACCAGAUUUCCCCCUCUCACCAGUAUAGAAUUUUAAGUUCACCAGUGAAUUUUGGUUAUAAAAGCUCAAGUGAAAGGACACUGUCUCCACUUCUUCAGCCUGGAAGCGCAUCUCCUGCCAAAACUCCAGUUCAUGGGACUCAAGUCUCUUUCACAUUUGAAGAAAAGACAAGUCCUUUGAGAGAAGAAGUCAUGUCUCCUACUCAGCCAGCUUCAAAUAAUCUCUCCAAUCCUUUGGGGAGCCCUAACUGUGUUAAAAGCAGAGGCAGAUUCCCCAUGAUGGGGAUUGGACAGAUGUUACGGAAAAGGAAUCAGACCAUGCAGUCAACCACUGACAAGUCGCUGGAAGCAAGAAUGCCUCAGUUGCAGCAAAUGAAUCCAGCACAAAUUUCAUUUAAUGCACCAGAUGCUGUGAACGGCCAGUGUUAAUCUGACACUUUUGAAAGCCGGGAUUUGCAGUGCUGCUUUCUAGGGCUUCAAAUGUUAUAGAAGAAGAGAAAACUGCAGGCAUGUUGGUCUCCCUAUAUAAUAUAUUAUAGCAGCCAGCCUGGCAAAUUAAAGGUCUGCUUGUAAUGUUUUGAUGGGUUCUCGUUACUGAAAUUGAAAGAAGAGGGGCCCACUUAUGCUGUUAAGAAAAUUUAGCAAAGGUGACAUUCAUUUGGUUUGACUCUACAGUGAAAUGUGUCUUAAAAGAUCAACUGAAAAUCUGCAUAAGGAGAUGCUAUAUUCUAGUAUUACAUUAAGGUUUUUAGCUUCAAAAGAAGAGCAAGCAUAACAGCUUGAUUCACCAGUGUUACCUGCAUUAAUAAACUUGCCCUUGGCUUUCUGCUGUCAUGACUGCUGGUCCCAGCUAGGAACUGUGAUUGAGACUACAGUUGGUCUCGUAUCGUACUGACACAAGUAUUGUUCAUGUGGCUGAAGAAGAAGGAAAACACUAGAGAUUGUAUUGCUGAGACCAAGAGCUACACUUCUAAUUCAAGAACAGGCUCCAUCAAGAAGGAAAAGCAGAUCAGUGUGAACUUGGAUAACACCAUGAGUUCUAGACAUUCAGAGCAAGUGAAGGCUUUGAUUGUCAAAGCAGAUUUUACUGUUAAUCUUACAAACUAGAUAAUAGUUGAAUCUUUUUUUUUUUUUUCUUAAAGAAAAUGUUCAUUUUAUAGGAGAUGUUACGGAAAAGAAACAUUGUUUUAAACUAGUUUGGUGAAAUUGACAUUUUCCUGCUCGACUCAUAAGACAGGUCUGCAAGUGGAUGAUUAAAACAAUAGUCAAAACUGCAACUUGGUCAUUUAAACAAUCCAGUCACCUCUGACUUUUGUAUUUGUACUAAUUCUAUGGAAGACGUAAUGGGAGAAUUGCAUUAACCUCUGUUUUAGCAAAAUAGCAUACAUGACCGUACAUGAAGGCUUCUCUGAGAGACUGCAGUAAAUGUAAAAGCAUUAAAAGGACACACCAGUGCCAUUUCAGACUGCAAGGAUGGUAAUGCAGUGGGUACCAAAAAUUUAGUAGUAUUCUGAGCUGUGAAGAUUAACUUUCCUAACAGGCAACAUACUCUGCACACUGGCAUUCUUUUUCUAAGUAAACAAUACAUCUGAAUAAAGGGGGUAACAUUUUUGGUUAAUUUUUUUGCAAACCAUUUGCUAUAAAACUUAGACAGUUUAA
Trachemys scripta elegans is the source of this 3495-nucleotide messenger RNA. It is a transcript of the gene HUNK, whose product is annotated as hormonally up-regulated Neu-associated kinase. The record is from RefSeq and is a predicted model, not a curated record. The transcript is spliced from 10 exons. NCBI's taxonomy places the organism in Eukaryota, Metazoa, Chordata, Testudines, Emydidae. Bases 157 to 2265 code for a protein of 702 amino acids. Gene Ontology annotation, molecular function: protein serine/threonine kinase activity; ATP binding. Gene Ontology annotation, cellular component: cytoplasm. Gene Ontology annotation, biological process: protein phosphorylation; intracellular signal transduction.